This is a messenger RNA of Phytomonas sp. EM1, 652 nucleotides long. NCBI's taxonomy places the organism in Eukaryota, Euglenozoa, Kinetoplastea, Trypanosomatida, Trypanosomatidae. The record is from the annotation of a GenBank genome assembly.
UCUACUUAGGAAAUGGGUUUCACCUUUUAUUUUAGAGGCUGGCUAUUAAUGGGCUUUGCUUUAUUAGUAUUUCUGGCUGCAUUAGGGGUGCCGUUGACUUUUUUUACCACCUUAAAAGUGCGUACCAUUUAUGUAUUAGUGGUCGCACCACUUCUUUGGCUGCUAUAUAUGUUUCUUUUUUAUUUUCUAAUUUACAGAGUGUUGAUAAAUUUCACGAGUGCGCUGAACAACGACGACAACUAUAACCCCGAUCUGGGGACCCAGGGCUACACCACGUAUACCAAGGAAUUUCACGAUUUAAGUGGUAAUUUACAAACCCUCAGCUUUGAAACCAACGAGUUGAAGAAGGGCACACAUAUAUUGUCGUCAGUAUAUGUGGAUACUCAGGAAUUAGGUAACCCACCCAGAUCCCUGAUACAAGAUGUGGCAUCCUAGAACAUUUCUUGCGUCAUCGGUGAUGUUCCAAAGGGAGAUAAUUGGAGGUUUUAUCUAUUUGUAAACUCCAGGAUUGUUGACGAAUUCAUACGUCAUUCUUAGGUGGAGUCUAGUUCACCGUUUUGCAUCGGUAUGUCUAUACCGAUGGGAUCAUACAAAGUCGUCGGUAUUGUUGUUGUAUGUUUUUUUGUUUUGCGUGCCUCGUUCACGACGUCAA